Molecule: messenger RNA, 2315 nt
Organism: Microtus oregoni (creeping vole)
Lineage: Eukaryota; Metazoa; Chordata; Mammalia; Rodentia; Cricetidae
Gene: Matk
Product: megakaryocyte-associated tyrosine kinase
Exons: 12
Coding region: 843-2207 (454 amino acids)
Biological process (GO): protein phosphorylation
Molecular function (GO): protein tyrosine kinase activity; ATP binding; protein binding
Source: RefSeq, a predicted model, not a curated record
UUUUUUUUUCUGGGUGCGGCGUGCGCGUCUCUGAGUGCGCGCGCCCUGGUGGUCACUGCAGGGCCCAUGUGUGCUGCAGACACAAGCACAGGUGCCCGCGUCUAGCCGGCACCCGUGUCUAGCAGGCACCCAUGUCGCGCGCACACGAUGGCAAGGUGGCACCUGUGCCCAGAUGCACGUGCGCCUCCGCUUGCGCGCAGCUGCCCUGCAAAACCCACUGAGCCCGAGGCCAGAAGCUCACCUCAACCUUCUGCCCUGGCCUCUACCAGCCACCAGUUGGGUACCCCAGCAGUCACUGCUCUGCGCUAUCCACGCUGGGGUCGUGUGGGUCCUUCCAGAUGCUUCCUUAGUGACCCCUGGUGACCUGAGGAGCCACGUAGGAGCCCGGCCUCCCCAGACUCCACCCAGGGUCAGAUUCCCAGGAAUGACCUUGAGUCACCGCCCCUGCCCACAGCCCAGGAAAGAGGAAGCUGCGGGCCCAGCUCCUGGCACCGUCCUCCCCACACACAACCCUGGCUGCCACCAGAGUCAUCAGAUCCCUACACUCCUGCCGCUAGGCCUCAGUUUCCCUUCCGGAGCAAUGGCAGGGCAAGGCUCCGGGGUCUCCUGGCUGGCCUUUGAUGGCUGGGAGUCUAAGGACCUUCCUCGGGUAAAGAUAACUUCCCAAAGCCUGGGCUGCAGAGGGGUCACUACCUAAGCCACCUGAGGGCUGCUCGAGGAGGUUCUUUGUCUCGUGGUGCUGCCUCCACCCGGCCAGGCCCAGCGGAAGGAAAUGAACCUGGGGACAUCUAAACAUCACACUGACUCCUCCACAGAGGCGCUGGGCCCCUGGGACUCAAUGUAUGACCAAGUGUGAGAACUCACGCCCCAAGCCUGGUGAGCUGGCCUUUCGGAAGGGCGACAUGGUGACCAUCUUGGAGGCCUGUGAGGAGAAGGGCUGGUACCGCGCCAAGCACCACGGCAGUGGGCAGGAGGGGUUGCUGGCGGCCACUGCUCUGCGCCAGCGGGAGGCCCUCUCUGCAGACCCCAAGCUCAGCCUCAUGCCAUGGUUCCACGGUAAGAUCUCGGGUCAGGAAGCCGUGCAGCAGCUGCAGCCCCCCGAGGACGGGCUGUUUCUCGUGCGAGAGUCGGCUCGUCACCCUGGAGACUAUGUCCUGUGUGUUAGUUUUGGCCGAGACGUCAUCCACUACCGUGUCCUGCAUCGAGACGGCCACCUCACCAUCGACGAGGCCGUGUGUUUCUGUAACCUGAUGGACAUGGUGGAGCACUACACCAAGGACAAGGGGGCCAUCUGCACCAAGCUGGUGAAGCCCAAGAGGAAACAGGGUGCCAAGUCAGCCGAGGAGGAGCUUGCAAAGGCUGGCUGGCUACUCGAUCUGCAGCACCUGACUCUGGGAGCACAGAUUGGAGAAGGGGAGUUCGGAGCCGUCCUGCAGGGUGAGUACCUGGGGCAGAAGGUGGCCGUGAAGAAUAUCAAGUGUGACGUCACAGCCCAGGCCUUCCUGGAUGAGACAGCUGUGAUGACAAAGCUGCAGCACAGGAACCUGGUACGGCUCCUAGGCGUGAUCCUGCACCACGGCUUGUACAUUGUCAUGGAGCACGUGAGCAAGGGCAACCUGGUGAACUUCCUGCGCACGCGGGGCCGCGCCCUCGUGGGCACAUCUCAGCUCCUGCAGUUUUCCCUACAUGUUGCUGAAGGCAUGGAGUACCUGGAAGGCAAGAAGCUGGUACACCGGGACCUGGCUGCUCGCAACAUCCUGGUCUCUGAGGACCUGGUGGCCAAAGUCAGUGACUUUGGCCUAGCCAAGGCUGAGCGGAAGGGACUGGACUCCAGCCGGCUGCCAGUCAAGUGGUCAGCACCCGAGGCUCUCAAGAAUGGGCGGUUUUCCAGCAAAUCGGACGUCUGGAGUUUUGGGGUGCUGCUGUGGGAAGUUUUCUCGUAUGGAAGAGCUCCGUACCCCAAAAUGUCGCUGAAGGAGGUCUCAGAGGCCGUGGAGAAGGGUUACCGCAUGGAGCCCCCCGACGGCUGCCCAGCCUCUGUGCACACCCUCAUGGGCAGCUGCUGGGAGGCCGAGCCUGCACGCAGACCUCCCUUCCGCAAAAUAGCAGAGAAGCUGGGCCGCGAGCUCCGCAGCGCGGGCACCGCAGCUCCCAUUGCAGGACAGGAAGUUGAGGGUUCAGCUCCCCCACGGAGCCAGGAUCCCUGACCCUGAAACAGGGAGCAAAAGGACACAGGUUCAUGGUCACGGCACCAGGAUGGGCCAGUGCGCAGGCUCCCAAGUCCCUGAACCCCCAAUAAAGAGUGAUCGGAAGGA